This is a messenger RNA of Dichomitus squalens LYAD-421 SS1, 1248 nucleotides long. RefSeq lists its product as uncharacterized. Bases 1 to 1248 code for a protein of 415 amino acids. The transcript has a single exon. Lineage: Eukaryota; Fungi; Basidiomycota; Agaricomycetes; Polyporales; Polyporaceae. The record is from RefSeq and is a predicted model, not a curated record.
AUGCUGUACACUCAUCUUGUCAUCCUCCUCUUGUUCUGCUUGCUUGAGCCUGAGGAUCCUCUGACUCACCCUCCGUUCUUCGGCAUGCCUACGCGACAAUUCCCUGAAGACGUCAUCCAAAGCUUGUCUCGUUUAAUCUUCGCUUGCGUCCUUCCUGGACAUACAACUCUACAGCUCUGUGAUCCUGAAUCUGGGGACAUCUGCGACUAUCAGCUUGUGAAGUACUCACCUGCUCAGGUCUCUGAGGAAAUCUUACCGUCUUCGGCUCUGAACAAGAUCUCGCUUUCACUGGCUAUGUUGGACGACCUUGUGGAUGGGUUGCAAUCUGCUAUCAGGAACAACUGUGACACUGCAGACUUUGAUUCAGUAAGGCCGAUUGGGCGAACCCAAACUCCUGCCAAGACCAUCUCCACCGUGGCCCACUUGAGCGACUCACUCUUCACCUCCGACGAUCUCGAUACAUCCAGGCCGCUUUCUGAACUAUGCCGCACUAUGUUCUAUAGCGACCCGAGCAAAGGUCAAUGUGCUAUCUCCCCUCUUCCCCCAAUCUCUCCGACGCCCCACCGAUAUAGUUCUACUCUCUGGCUGAACGACGAGUCCACCCCUUCCGAUGCCGACCCCUCAACCACCUCGAUCACGGGUACUAUCGCUACAAUAGACGAAGAACGGGAUGAGGUGGAAGACUCCUGGUCCACCUAUGAGUCAGCUGACGCCUUCUUGGACUGUAGCCCGGUCUCGGCGAUGUUGGAGAUCUCGUCUUCCGCAUUGUGUGGUCUAGCACACCUUCCUAGUGACAGCGACAUAUUCGCUCCCGACCAUGGCACGUCGUCCUCUGGCAAUGAUCGUCAAAGCAACUUCUCGGCGAGAGGCUCCACUGGUAGCGCCUCAUCAAGCGACUCUUCCUUCGGGUCUCUUAGGGUCAAUGCGUUCGUGAGCUCAUUCAAACAUCCCAGCGACUUCCGCAUAAUCCAUUCUCCCAAUCCUGCUGCAACGUCCACCCCCAUGAGGACCGCCAUGCGUCGCGCCCUCGCUGUCAUGGUCAUGCAUCGCGACAGCCCCCAAGCACGUCCGCCGGCCGCCCAGCCGAGGGAAAGGAGUCGCGAUGCGUCCUCUCCAUUGUCUCGCUCCGAACUUAUCAGCCUGCCUCCGCAGAAGGCGGCGGAGCGGAUCAUGGCGACUGUGAAGGCGCGCGAAGAAGAACGCACCCGCGCGUGGGCGGCGAUGGAGGAGAGGUCUAGGCAGUUUUGA